AACCCUACUUUAUUCGUAAUUGAUUUCAGCCGUGUGGCGAAAAGUAGUGUGAGGUUAUUAAACGAAUAAAGUAAUAUUAUCGUAAAAAAAUAAAAAUGUACGACGAAUACAGCGAUCAGUACGAUACGUAUGAUGAAUAUGGAGCACCAGAAGCCCACACGGAUUCUUAUGAUAGAUAUCGUCAAGUUCCUGAAGUUGUUAGAAAAUUUCUGAUUUAUUUUCGUAAUUGUAUCAGCGAAGGGAUGAUUUUCGAAAUUCAAAAUCUUUAUGAAAAUACAUUUCCAAAAAUAAGCGAGCAAUUGUUUGAAAAACAAUCGUGGCCAGAUGAAUCUGAAAUUGCUCAUAUUGUUGAAAAUGAUACUGUAUUUUUGAUUUUAUAUAAAGAACUUUACUAUCGUCAUAUUUAUGCACGAAUGCAAGGACCAACUUUGGAGCAACGAUUUGGUUCAUUUUAUAAUUAUUGUGAUUUAUUUAAUUAUAUUUUGAAUCCAGAAGAACCGGUUCAGUUAGAGUUACCUGACCAAUGGCUCUGGGAGCUCAUCGACGAAUUUGUUUAUCAAUUCCAAGCAUUUUCUCAUUAUCGAGCUAACUUGGCCAAUAAAACUCCUGAAGAAAUUGAAAACUUGAAUAAUCAUAUCAAGAUAUGGGAUAUUCUUUGUGUUUUAAAUGUUUUGCAUUAUUUGGUUGAUAAAUCAAAGAUUAAGAGCCAAUUGGAGGUUUAUGCAAGUGGCGGUGAUCCAGAUUCUGUUGCUGGGCCAUUUGGAAAGCAUUCUUUGUACAAAAUGCUUGGAUAUUUUGCUCUCAUUGGGUUAUUGAGAGUUCAUUCUCUACUGGGAGAUUAUUAUCAAGCUAUUAAAGUCUUGGAAAAUGUUGAAAUCUACAAAAAGAGCGCUUAUUCUCAUGUUCCUGGAUGUCAAAUUUCAACUGCAUAUUACGUUGGUUUUGCUUACAUGAUGAUGAGAAGAUAUGCUGAUGCUAUCAGAACUUUUUCUGGUAUUUUGCUUUACAUUCAACGUACUAAGCAAUUAUUCAUAGCAAGAAGUUAUCAAAAUGAUCAAAUUAAUAAACAAACUGAGCAGAUGUAUCAUCUAUUGGCUAUAUGUCUUGUUCUUCACCCUCAAUGUAUUGAUGAAGGUUUACAGCAAGCACUUCGUGAACGUAAUUAUCAUGAAAAAAUGUAUAAAAUGCAGUACGGAGAUAUAGUUGAAUUUGAAUCUUGCUUCUUAUUUGCUUGUCCAAAAUUCCUUUCUUCAACACCCCCAAGUCCUGAUAGCAAGAGAGAAGACUACACCAAGGAUGCUAUUAAACAUCAAACUCAAGUUUUUAUGGAUGAAGUUAUUCAACAAAAAAUGUUGCCCACUAUUCGAUCAUAUUUGAAAUUGUAUACCACGCUACCGUUAAGUAAAUUGGCAACAUUUAUGUACAGAUCAAGUAGCUCAAGUACUGAUGAAAAUUGGGAUCUUGACAAAGAAGUUGCUGCUUUGACUAUUCAUUUGUUGUGCUUUAAGCAUAAAAUGAAGAACAUCGUUUGGACUAAAGGUGCAUCGGGAUUAGAAGGAAAGUUCCAAUCUGGCUCAGAGCUUGAUUUCUACAUUGAUCAUGACAUGAUUCAUAUUGCGGACACCAAGGUUGCUCAUCGCUAUGGAGACUUUUUCAUCCGUAAAAUUUUGAAGUUUGAAGAAUUAAAUAGGAAAUUGCAUCAUAUUAAAAUUUAAUAAUUCAAUCUUUACAUAAAAUUAAAUUUUUUUAAAUUCAUUAUGGUAAAUAAAUAACUGUACUCAAAAAUUCA
Messenger RNA from Microplitis demolitor, 1789 nucleotides. It is a transcript of the gene eIF3l, whose product is annotated as eukaryotic translation initiation factor 3 subunit L. NCBI's taxonomy places the organism in Eukaryota, Metazoa, Arthropoda, Insecta, Hymenoptera, Braconidae. The record is from RefSeq and is a predicted model, not a curated record. The transcript is spliced from 3 exons. Gene Ontology annotation, biological process: translational initiation. Gene Ontology annotation, molecular function: translation initiation factor activity; protein binding. Gene Ontology annotation, cellular component: eukaryotic translation initiation factor 3 complex; cytoplasm. Bases 96 to 1715 code for a protein of 539 amino acids.